UUCACCUUGUGGUUGAAUAUCUAUAUUUUUCUCUACAAAGUCAUAACUCAAUCGACUGCACAGCUUCAUGGAGAAUCACACAUAUUUAUUGCAGAAUUUUUCUUUCUUUCUUCUCCUCAAUCUCUUUCUCUUCACCCUCCUCUUCCUCUUCUCUAUCCUAAGCACCAAAAGCACUGAGCAUCCCAAGUCAACCCGGUCGUCGCUCCUAGGCGAGCUUUCGAUAGCCCACCAUGCUAUCUAAAGAGCAGCUGGAGGAUCUCCUUGCUGUCACGGACUGUCCGGUGCUCUUUUGGUUACUCGUUGGGGUCAUUUUCCUCUUUCUUCAUUGGAAUUUUUGGCCUUCUUCUAGAAAUCGUUUGGAAAUCCCAGUGAUUCGGUCUUCUAACUACCUCCCCGAUGUGAUCAACCGCGUGCUGUAUCUCUUCAGAGCGCCCUAUCUUAUCCACUAUGGGUAUCGAAAGAAUAAGAACUCCGCCUUUCGUCUCCUGAGAUGGGGUGGAGAUCUCAUUGUACUGCCUCUGAAGUACGUAGAUGACUUCAAAAACUUGCCUGCGGAUAUGCUUGACGCCAGAAGUCCUUCUUUCGAGAAAAUCCUCACGAGCUACAUGGUCUUCAUGACCAAUCACGUCGUGGCCGCAGAAACGGUUAAGAAACGCCUGAAUCCUGCCCUAGGGAGACUUUUCCCCCGCUUCAUGGAUGAGUUGGAUUAUGCCUUUCAGGUCGAGUUCCCAUCGAGUGACGAAAUAGGCGGUUGGGUACGUGUCAAGCCGAUGGAUGUGAUCACACGCAUUGUGACCCGGGCGACUUCUCGCGUGAUGAUCGGGGAUGAUACCUGUCGGAACGAGAUCUGGAUUGACACUGCCUCAAGCUACGCCCAGAACGUCAUCAAGGCAGUCAAAGUGCUCAGUCUCUUUCCUGAGUUCCUGCGGCCCCUCGUUGCCAACAUACUCCCUUGCACCCGUCGGCUCCGUAACCAGCUGGCCUUUAUCCGCGAUACUCUCCUGGUGCCUAUGAUUCAUGAGCGCCGCGCUGAUGAAAGGUCUGGGGACCCCCAGUACGCUCGACCGGAUGACUUCCUGCAAUAUUUGAUGGAUUUCGCAGAGGACUACGAACUGAACACUGACGCGGCCCGUACCGCCCACGACUUUAUGGCAAUCGUCGGCAUGGCGACUGUGUGGACGACCAGCUCUGCGAUCACCCAAGCCCUGCUCGACCUGGUCGUGCUACCGGAAUUCCUGCCACCUAUGCGAUGGGAGAUUCGUGCUUCGUUGGGACGUAACAGCUGGAAGGAUAUCACAGAGGGCACUAUCGUCUCUCAGCGUCGCCUGGACAGUUUUCUCAAGGAGUCUAUCCGACUUAGCCCUCCUAUGGAGUUGACCUUCCACCGUAUCCUCAAGGAACCAAUUGUCUUGUACGAUGGCGUCGUCCUUCCAAAGGGUACUCGGAUUUGCUUCCCAUCCGGGCCGAUCUCCAGAGACCCCGGAGUCAUCACGCACCCGGACUCGUUCAACUGUUUUCGCUGGUGUUUCACCACUCCGAGCCCCUGGAACAGCCUUGUGAACGUCAAUCCAACGAACCUGCAUUUUGGGAUCGGUCAGCAUGCCUGCCCCGGCCGGUACUUCGCGGCGUACGUCAUGAAAGCGAUUCUGGGCCGCAUCAUCUAUGAAUACGACUUCAGGUACGAGGUCCAUCGCGAAGACCGUCCUGAUAACGUCUACAUGGGCGAAGCUAUCUUCCCGGAUGCGAACGUCACGCUUCUCUUUCGUAAAAGACUCGGUAUCUAUUAACUAACUAGGAGCUGGACUACUUGACGUGAUUGGAAGUGGCCCGUCACUGACCAGGUCUUGGGCACCUUAUUUGAUUGAUAGUUACUUAUUCAGUUGACUGGAAUGAGCACAUAGUCGAUUCUCUCUCAGUUAGUGAGGGCAAUAAUGACCCAUUUUGAUCUUGGUACUACUAUUCCUGUCGUAUUCCUGGUCUAAGUUUUCU
This is a messenger RNA of Penicilliopsis zonata CBS 506.65, 1989 nucleotides long. RefSeq lists its product as hypothetical. Lineage: Eukaryota; Fungi; Ascomycota; Eurotiomycetes; Eurotiales; Aspergillaceae. The coding region runs from base 231 to 1787 and encodes 518 amino acids. The transcript is spliced from 6 exons. Gene Ontology annotation, molecular function: heme binding; monooxygenase activity; oxidoreductase activity, acting on paired donors, with incorporation or reduction of molecular oxygen. The record is from RefSeq and is a predicted model, not a curated record.